CCGGCCGCGCGCGGCCUCAGGAGUCAGGUCCUCUCCCAUCGUCUCUCCGUCGCUCAUAAUUUCCAUUUUCCUUCGGCUUCAGGCUUCAAAGUUCAAAAAACCCUGGCCUCCACAAGACCACUCUCCUCUCUCUCUCUCUCUCUCUCUCUCUCUCCCUGCUACAGUCCCCCCGAUCUCACCCUGACCCUGAUCCAGUCUCCCCCGACUCUCGUCUCUCUCUCGCCGAGUCGCCGCGCGACCUCACCCUGACCCAGUAACCACCCCCAUAGGCAGCGGUCGACACGCCGCCGCAACCAGUGGAGGACAAUGAGGCCAGCCGUGCCGCCUUACGCCACCAAACCGCCUGCUGCAUGCAGCACCACCACCUAGCCCAAUCGUCACCGCCGUGCUGGUUAUGAUACUACUAUUGUUCGAGUUCAAGGUGUAAUUGGAUUGGUUUUGUACACUGCAAAAGUUAGGUUGUGUUGGUAAUUUCCACCCAAGAGUUUGAUAAAAUUCCCAAGAAAGAACAGAAAGCAAAACAAACAAAACCAUGGGCAAGCGAGAAGGGACUAAGAAAGCACCAAGUCUUCCACCGGGGUUUCACAAUUCGAUCUCACUUAGAGAAGAAGUCAAUGGGAGAAAGCAAGUCAAAGGUGGUUCCAACAAUUCCAGGUCCAUGCUAAAACUUGAUCAAUUGCAGAAGCUAGCAGCAUGGACCAGUGGACAGGCUGCUAUUCCUUCUCUAGGUGCUUUUUUCGGGCAUCGCUUGGCUACUGUGAGAGAGGCCAUGGGUGUACUGCCUGAUCCUUCACUGUUUUCUUGUGAGAGAUGUGAAACAAUUCUUCAGCCCGGCUUUAACUGCACUGUUCGAAUUGAAAAGAAUAAGGCAAAGGCAAAGCGCAGACGCAAGAAAACUAAUAAUUUCAUGCAGAACAAUGUAGUGUACAAAUGUCUCUUCUGUUCACAUUGUAAUAUGAGGAGAGGGACCCCAAAAGGAUAUAUGAAAGAGAUAUGUCCCUCAAAGGCCAAAGCAUCGUCAAAGUCAGAACCUGCAAAAUCCAGGCCUCAGAAACGUGCUAGCUUGGAGAAGGGCACCAGAAGCAAAGAUGGUAUCAAUAAAACCAAUGAGGUAGCUUCACCAGCAUAUCCCAGGGAGGUUCCAACAACAGAUAGUCCCAUAACUCCGUUGGCGAGAACUGCUACAGCUUCACCAGCAUAUCUCAGGGAGGUUCCUACUACAGAUAGUCCCAUAACUCCAUUGGCGAGAACUGCUACUACUUUGUUGGAAGCAAAGAGGAGAAAGAGAAACCUAUCGAUGUCCAAGAAACUGGCUGGACCCGAAAACAAUUUUACCCCCACAGAUGCAGAAAAAACUGUGAGCACAUCAAAUAAAAGAAGGCGAAAAUCUUGGACUAGUCUGAAGGAAAUUGCUGAGGCAUCGGAGCAUGAUAGCAGCCGAAAAUUUACUAAUUUGACAAUCCCUUUCGGUAUUUAGACUUUAGAAGGGAUAUCAAGGGUUAUCAAAAGUUAUGAUUUUGUUAUAUUUCAGUAGAUGAAUGCUCCCAUUAGAAAACUGUGCAAGGGAGAUAAGGGAUGCGCAUAUUGUAAAUUUGUAAUUUAGGGAUGUUCUAUCAUUCUGUAUUUUUGACUCGUCCCAUGUUCGAUCCCGAAUCACUCCUAGUUCAUUUCCUCGGCUUGGAUCCUUGUUUCCGUGUUAAACUGUGCCUACUGUUAUAUAUAAAAAGAGUUUUGUUAUGUACAAACAAGUUUGUGGAGCAAUCUGUGUAUUAAUAUUGUUGUAUUCAUAUUCUAAAUUCAAAUUAGUAUUAUUUUUAAUAAAA
Molecule: messenger RNA, 1823 nt
Organism: Juglans regia (Persian walnut)
Lineage: Eukaryota; Viridiplantae; Streptophyta; Magnoliopsida; Fagales; Juglandaceae
Exons: 5
Coding region: 533-1477 (314 amino acids)
Biological process (GO): RNA processing
Source: RefSeq, a predicted model, not a curated record